This is a messenger RNA of Echinops telfairi (small Madagascar hedgehog), 4130 nucleotides long. RefSeq names its product SUZ12 polycomb repressive complex 2 subunit (gene SUZ12). NCBI's taxonomy places the organism in Eukaryota, Metazoa, Chordata, Mammalia, Afrosoricida, Tenrecidae. Gene Ontology annotation, molecular function: chromatin DNA binding. The transcript is spliced from 16 exons. The annotation marks the transcript as partial. Gene Ontology annotation, cellular component: ESC/E(Z) complex; nucleus. The record is from RefSeq and is a predicted model, not a curated record.
CCGGUGAAGAAGCCGAAAAUGGAGCACGUACAGGCUGACCACGAGCUUUUCCUCCAGGCCUUUGAGAAACCAACACAGAUCUAUAGAUUUCUUCGAACUCGAAAUCUCAUAGCUCCAAUAUUUUUGCACAGAACUCUUACUUACAUGUCUCAUCGAAACUCCAGAACAAACAUCAAAAGGAAAACAUUUAAAGUUGAUGAUAUGUUAUCAAAAGUAGAGAAAAUGAGAGGAGAGCAAGAAUCUCAUAGCUUGUCAGCUCAUCUGCAGCUUACAUUUACUGGUUUCUUCCACAAAAAUGAUAAGCCAUCACAAAACUCAGAAAAUGAACAAAAUUCUGUUACUCUUGAAGUUCUGCUUGUAAAAGUUUGCCACAAAAAAAGAAAGGAUGUAAGUUGUCCAAUAAGGCAAGUUCCCACAGGUAAAAAGCAGGUGCCUUUGAAUCCUGACCUCAAUCAAACAAAACCUGGAAAUUUCCCAUCCCUUGCUGUUUCCAGUAAUGAAUUUGAACCUAGUAACAGCCAUAUGGUGAAGUCUUACUCAUUGCUAUUUAGAGUGACUCGUCCGGGAAGAAGAGAGUUUAAUGGAAUGAUUAAUGGAGAAACCAAUGAAAAUAUUGAUGUCAGUGAAGAGCCUCCCGCUAGAAGAAAACGGAACCGUGAGGACGGGGAGAAGACCUUUGUUGCACAGAUGACGGUGUUUGACAAGAACAGGCGCUUACAACUUUUAGAUGGGGAAUAUGAAGUAGCCAUGCAGGAAAUGGAAGAAUGUCCUAUAAGCAAGAAAAGAGCUACAUGGGAAACUAUUCUUGAUGGGAAGAGGCUGCCUCCAUUUGAAACAUUUUCUCAGGGACCUACGUUGCAAUUCACUCUUCGUUGGACAGGAGAGACCAAUGAUAAAUCUACAGCUCCCAUUGCCAAACCCCUUGCCACUAGAAAUUCAGAGAGUCUUCAUCAAGAAAACAAGCCUGGUUCAGUGAAACCUACUCAAACCAUUGCGGUUAAAGAAUCAUUGACUACAGAGCUACAAACAAGAAAAGAAAAAGAUACUUCAAACGAGAAUCGACAAAAAUUAAGAAUAUUUUAUCAGUUCCUUUAUAACAAUAAUACAAGACAACAAACGGAAGCAAGAGAUGACUUGCAUUGUCCUUGGUGCACUCUGAACUGCCGCAAACUGUAUAGUUUACUCAAGCAUCUGAAACUCUGCCACAGCAGAUUUAUCUUCAAUUAUGUCUAUCAUCCAAAAGGUGCUAGGAUAGAUGUUUCUAUCAACGAGUGUUAUGAUGGCUCCUACGCAGGAAAUCCUCAGGAUAUUCAUCGCCAACCUGGAUUUGCUUUUAGUCGAAAUGGUCCGGUAAAGAGAACUCCUAUCACACACAUACUUGUGUGCAGGCCAAAACGAACAAAAGCAAGCAUGUCUGAAUUUCUUGAAUCUGAAGAUGGAGAAGUAGAACAGCAACGAACAUACAGUAGUGGACACAAUCGCCUGUAUUUCCAUAGCGAUACCUGCUUACCUCUCCGUCCACAAGAAAUGGAAGUAGAUAGUGAAGAUGAAAAAGAUCCUGAAUGGCUAAGAGAAAAAACCAUUACACAAAUUGAAGAAUUUUCUGAUGUUAAUGAAGGAGAGAAAGAAGUGAUGAAAUUAUGGAAUCUCCAUGUCAUGAAGCAUGGGUUUAUUGCUGACAAUCAAAUGAAUCAUGCCUGUAUGCUGUUUGUAGAAAAUUAUGGACAGAAAAUAAUUAAGAAGAAUUUAUGUCGAAACUUCAUGCUUCAUCUAGUCAGCAUGCAUGACUUUAAUCUUAUUAGCAUCAUGUCAAUAGAUAAAGCUGUUACGAAGCUCCGUGAAAUGCAGCAAAAACUAGAAAAAGGAGAAUCUGCUUCCCCUGCAAAUGAAGAAAUUACUGAAGAACAAAAUGGGACAACCAAUGGAUUUAGUGAAAUUAACUCAAAAGAGAAAGCUUUGGAAACAGAUGGUGUCUCAGGGGUUUCAAAACAGAGCAAAAAACAAAAACUCUGAAAAGGCCUGACCCCGUAUUAUGGACAAAACACUGAAAUGAUGUUCUAGGGAAUUCAGCCUCUAGGAAGAGAGUAUGUAUGAGUUAGUGAGAGUGAGAGAGAAAGAGAGAGAGUGUGUGUGUGUGUGUGUGUCUGUGUGUGUUGUUUUAAAUCAUAAGUUCCAAACAGGCACAGUUAGAUGAAGUAAAUGAUUUCAACACAAAUAUUUGUAUUAGGGUCCUCCUUCACUUCAUUACACACCUGUUAAAUAUGGAAAUCAGUUUUAUUGAUGCCAUUACAACAUUCUCUAGUUGAGCAUGAAAAGUAUACUUCAAAGAAAGCUGUGUUGGUUUUUUUUUUAUUUCCCCCAAUUUCAACAAUUAGGAAAUAUUAAAUUGAUGAUCUAGACAUUAUUUCAAAUAGUUAAAUUACAAUGUUAUUAGCAUUUGUGACUGGCUGUUUUUCUACUCUGUAAUUGUAAGACAUUUUCUUGGGGGAGGAAAAUUGGAAUGCGUUUCACUUUUUUUAAAAUCAAAAAUUUUGGUCAAAUUACGUUCGAUUACUAUUUGUAAUCAAAAAUUGAUCCCUGAAUUUGAAAUCAUUGAACAAUUUGGAAUGAAAAACUAUAAUGUAAGAUGAUUUUACAUUAAAUAAGUUCUUUUUACAAUUUAAAAAUAGCACUUCGUCGUAUGCCUGUUUGAAAUGUUAAUUUUUCACAUUUGUUGACAGUGAAAUCCCAUAUUGAUUUAUACAGUUACUGACCAUUUGUUUUUAUGUGGAUAAUUAUAGUGUAUUGCUCACCCAGUAUACUCUUUUAAACUUGAACAUGUUUCUGUUUCUGGCUUUUCUUUUUAAUUUGGUAAAUCACAUGGAAAAUUCAACUGUCCACAUCUUUUAUACAGGAUUGUAAACCAAGAGGAGAAUGAGUUAGAUUUUCAAGAUGCCCCUUUCAAGGGGGAAAUGUUCAAUAAAAAUAACCAGAAAAUACACACACACACACACACACACACACACCUGUUUUUGUUUUUUCUUUUCUCUAGCAAGGACGUCUUUGUAAUGUAUUUUACGAUUUAAUAUCUAUUACAGAUAAGCUGACUUGAAUAAUUUUGAGCAAUUUUGCCCUGUGUUCUAUGUGCUUAAUGCACAUAUUUGCAGUUGGAUUUUCUCCAACAGAAAGUGGUUUCACUACUGGCACAUUAACACACCACCAAUAGGUUUUUAUUCCAACUCCAAGCACUGUGGUUGAGUAAAAUCACCUCAAUUUUUUAUUAUCCUUAAAGAUAUUGCAUUUUCAUAUUCUUUAUUUAUAAAGGAUCAAUGCUGCUGUAAAUACAGGUAUUUUUAAUUUUUUAAUUUCAUUCCAUCACCAUCAGAUGCAGUUCCCUAUUUUGUUUAAUGAAGGGAUAUAUAAGCCUUCUAAUGGUGUCUUCAGAAAUUUAUAAAAUGUAAAUACUGAUUGGUCUUUAAGAUGUGUUUAACUGUGAGACUAUUUAACUAAUUAUGUGGAUGUGAUUUGUCAUCCAGUAUUAAGUUCCUAGUCAUUGAUUUUUGUGUUUCAAAAUAGGGAAGAGGGAAACUGCAGCUUUCAUUACAGACUCCUUGAAUUGGUAAGCUCUCCAAAUGAUGACUUACAGCAAAGUCUAAUUAUGUCUCUGGAUAUUAGAGCUCAAGAAUUUCUUUCAGACUUUAAUUUGCUAAAGCUGUGCACAUAUUGUAAAAAACAAACAAAAAAUAGAUUUUUUUAGGGGAGAUGUAGGUGUAGAAUUAUUGCUUAUGUCAUUUCUUAAGCAGUUAUGCUCUUAAUGCUUAAAAGAAGGCUAGCAUUGUUUGCACAAAAAGUUGGUGAUUCCCUCCCCCAAAUAGUAAUGAAAUUACUUUUGUUGAGUAAACUUUUUAUGUCAUCUUAUAAAAAAAACGGAAAAAAAUCUGUUUCUAUUUAUAAAAAAAAAUGCUUUUCUAUAUGUAGCCUUGAUAAGAGAUUUUGAAGAAAUCAUGUAAGAUGAUAAAGCAUUUGAAUGGUACAAUAGUUGUAAAAAAAAUUCAGUUUAAAAGAACUUUUGUUUUUACAUUAAAUGUUUUAUUUGAAAUCAAAUGAUUUUGUACAUAAAGUUCAAUAAUAUAAAAGCUGUAUUGUUUUUA